UGGUUGUUGGGAAUGUGGGUGUACCCGACAUAUUAAACGUGACUGUCCAUACUUGCAGGGAAACUACAGGGGGCAGGUACCAUAGGCCCACUGCCUGCCCCCAUGAGAGUUGGUGCUUAUGCGGCCUCUUCAAGUUACCAGGGUGGCUCAGGAUACAUUGAGGCCAAAAUAGGUGGGUCCGAGUCUCUUCUUUUGAUCGAUAGUGGAGCUACUCUGUCAGUAAUACCAAAACAAAUAUGGCUUGACAUCACUAAGGGGGGAUCCGAACUGACUGGGCAUCAUGGGGAGGUUUCUGCUGCCAAUGGUGGGCUUAUGGGAAUUUUGGGAAAGUGGCAAACUAUCUGCCAGUUUGACUCAUUGGCGUUGAUCACAGAAUUUCUAGUAGCUGACGUGCCCUCACAAGAUAUUCUUUUGGGAUUCGAUUUUCUAAAUAAACAUGGAGUCAUGGUAGAUUUUGGAAAGAAUGAAUGUCGCAUAAUGGGUAAAAUGUUUCCCCUAAUUGUUCCAGCAGAAAUGGAUAAGCCCCGCCCUGUGACUGUCCCGGAAGACACUGUAAUUCCCCCCCGUAGUGAGGUGAUCAUUGCAGGCAAAGUGGAUAACCUGCUGGGGCCCGGUCGUGAGGAAGCUUCUAACCACAGUGAUGCAGACACCCGAGGGGCCACGGGUAGCAGGCCUGAGGGGACCCAGCCACAUGCCUCUGCAGCCACGCCAGAGGGUAUCCGGCCUGAGGGGACCCAGCCACAUGCCUCUGCAGCCACGCCAGAGGGUAUCCGGCCUGAGGGGACCCAGCCGCAUGCCUCUGCAGCCACGCCAGAGGGUAUCCGGCCUGAGGGGGACCAGCCGCAGACCUCUGUAGCCAGGCCAGAGGGUGCCGGACCUGAGGGGACCCAGCCACCGACUCCUGCCGCCACGCCAGGGGGUGUGCGGCCCAGCGUGGACGAGCUGCAGACCUCUGCAGCCAUGCCAGGGGGUGUUCGGCCCAGGGAGGCCCAUCCGCAGACCCCUGCAGCCAUGCGAGGGGCCACGGGCAUUCGGUCUGAGGUGACCCGGCAACAGACCCCUGAGGUGUUGGGAGCUGGGGCUGGGGUGCCCCCAGUUACACAUUUGGCGGGAGAAAACGGUGUGCCAGGACACUGUGGUGCCACACCGAAAUCCCGCAGGCCAAGCUGGCCUGCACCAGCCAGGGAGCACCGAGGUGGUCAGGAGCCAUUACGCGCUAGACCUAUGCAGGCAGAGACAAUGAGCCACUCAGCCAGAGCCGGGGAGGCGCAACAAGGGGCAUCGCUACCCCGGGACUCAUGCCCAGGGCGACUGAGAAGGCCUCCUGUAUGGUCUAUGGACUAUGAAAUGUGAUUUCGACUCGGGGCGAGUCUACCUGAUGGGUGGGGGGAGUGUAAUGAUUGUUUAUGUUGUGCUUAUGGGUGGGGUGAUUGGUUGUGGAGCGGGGAGGGAGCAGGGAUAGCAGUGGGUGACUUAAUGUCGUGCACCUGUGGGCUAAUUGGGGACGCGCUGUGGAUCAUUAGAGGUGAUGGUGGCGUUUGGGAGUGGAAAGGAGAGAAAUAGA
Molecule: messenger RNA, 1564 nt
Organism: Engraulis encrasicolus (European anchovy)
Lineage: Eukaryota; Metazoa; Chordata; Actinopteri; Clupeiformes; Engraulidae
Product: basic salivary proline-rich protein 2-like
Exons: 2
Coding region: 103-1353 (416 amino acids)
Biological process (GO): proteolysis
Molecular function (GO): aspartic-type endopeptidase activity
Source: RefSeq, a predicted model, not a curated record